Messenger RNA from Anguilla anguilla (European eel), 1353 nucleotides. RefSeq names its product chromosome 9 C17orf97 homolog (gene c9h17orf97). Lineage: Eukaryota; Metazoa; Chordata; Actinopteri; Anguilliformes; Anguillidae. Gene Ontology annotation, biological process: protein arginylation. The record is from RefSeq and is a predicted model, not a curated record. Bases 448 to 1110 code for a protein of 220 amino acids. The transcript is spliced from 2 exons.
UUUGGAAAAGAUUCACUGAACAUUAGUGGGUAGACUAAAGUCUGAACAAAGAGCGAGAUGAGCAAGGGACGUGUUGAGUCGUCCAUACGUAGCACAGAGUUAUCUGCGCAGUUUUACGCAGCGCACCGAAGAUAUCUUUGGGGAAUGUCGUAAGUUUUGUAUUGUUGCCCUGGCGACGCGUCUCUUGGCAGCACGCCCACAGAGCCUUGUUUUAUUCAGGCACUUCCGUCGGAGAAAGCCCAUCGUUCAGAGCCGGGGCUAUCAAUGCACUGAUUGUCCGACGCUAUGAACGGGAUAAACAAUCGAACUGAAGCUUGUUAGGCAAAAUGAAAAUUCAAACUCUGUUGUGAUUUCAGGUGAACUGGAAGGUAGCGAGUGAUUGUCUAGCAAACUAGAGUAGUAAGUUUCUGGUUAAUUCAACUUUAGAAGAGGAGGGGGUUUCCAGCCAUGGCGACUUUGACCUUAAACCGAAGCGAACGGGAGAAGGGGGCAGUCGCUAGCGCCCCUGAACUCGGAGCGAAGAAAGAUACCGCCGCAAUAUCUUCCCUUGGCCAGGCGAAGGACAGUACACGGCUUCCGCAACUCGAGGUCAAAGACAGACUGAGGAAGAAAAAGAAGAAAAACGACAAAAAGAAGUCGAGCAGCGGCUCAAAGAAACGAGGGUACUCCAGUACGCCCUCGAACUCCGACGAUGCAGAUAAAGUGCCAUCCGAGACGGUCUCCAGCAGCUCUUCCAUGCAGAGCGGCCCGGACGCGGAGAGGCUCGCUGUCCGAAAGCCGAAGGUCAAAGGUCAGCCUUCCAGAGUGUGCACAGAGAGGGGAAGCGGGAGGAUACAGGAGGAGGAGGAGGAGCCAGCUGUAGCCACACCCCCUGAUCCUCCCCCAGCCCCGCCUCCAGGGGACACUGGCCCCAGCGGUCCGGCCCAGGAGAGCCUGAGGUGGGAGGGAGUUCUGGCCGACCCGGCGGCUGAGGAGGAGAGGCUGGAGGUCUACAGAGCCAACCGCCGCAGACGCUACUACCUGAGCACCCAGGUGAAGCUGCACGGAGAGGCCACGCCCACCGCGUCGGCCACGCCCACUCUGGGUCAGGCGUGGGGCCACUUAAUUUAGGGCGGAGAGGGGCGGGCGUAGACUCCGUAAACCACCAAACGCUUCACAGUGGUGCGCGGGACCGUUUUCACAAAAACUCUCUCUCUCCUGCUGUCACUCAGGACUAGCUUGGAUGUUUCAGGGGGCGGAGCUUGUGUUGGAGGAGAGCCAAAAACAAAAUGGCAGCUUCUUUAAACCCAGAAAAUCUAUCGGCCGUUUCUAAAAGCAAGAUCUCAAGGAAUACCUCUGAACCAUUAAUCACAA